Molecule: messenger RNA, 1136 nt
Organism: Physcomitrium patens
Lineage: Eukaryota; Viridiplantae; Streptophyta; Bryopsida; Funariales; Funariaceae
Product: large ribosomal subunit protein bL19cz
Biological process (GO): translation
Cellular component (GO): ribosome
Molecular function (GO): structural constituent of ribosome
Source: RefSeq, a predicted model, not a curated record
AUCGUCUUGUGUAUAUCCGAGCGUUGCAUGAGAUGAUAGAAUUGGUGCCAACUAGAAGAAGAAGAAGAAGCUUUUAGCUGCAAUUGUUUGUGUGAAGCUCCCUUCGUAGCCUCUCAAUAGUGGAAUAGCAAGAAUCCUUUUUAAACAGGGCAAGGGCAGGAUGGCGUCCAGCUGCAUCCGCCAGAUGGCUACUUUGUCUCUCAGUAGCAGAGUGACUGCUGCGCCGAAGGCCUUGAAGGUUGUUGGUCUGUCUUCGCCUUCUCUUACUCCUGCAGUCAAGCCAUUCUUGAAGCAAUCUUGUGAUCCGCUCAACGCAUCCUUCCAGGCUGCUCUCCCCCUGAAGGCUGGAGGAAGGGAUAAGUUCAUUGUUUUUGCCCAAGCUGUGACAACAACCCCAGAAACUGAAGCCGAGGCCGACGCUCCCACUGUGACCGAAGCCUCUGAAGAUGCCCCAGUAGCUGCACCGAAAUCCAAGAAGCUCAUGAAGAACGUGAAGCACAUCAUGCAGAGUCUCCAAGAGGAUGCGUUGAAGGCUGCCAAUGAAGUGAAGGUCAUUCCUGAUAUUCGACCAGGGGAUGUCAUUCAGCUCAGAGUUGAAGUGCCUGAGAACAAGCGCAGGGUGUCUCUACUGAGAGGAAUCGUCAUUUCACGCCACAAUGCAGGCAUCAACACUACCUUCCGAAUUAGGAGGGUUAUUGCCGGGGUUGGUGUUGAGAUGGUUUUCCCACUAUACUCGCCUAAUAUUAAGGAGAUUAAGGUGGUAGACAAAAGGAAGGUGCGGAGGGCGAAGCUCUUCUACCUACGUGACAAGAUUGCACGCAUGUCAUCUUGCUGAUAAUUCCUAAGCCACUCUGUUUUCGGUGAUAACGAGAUAAGAUUCUUUUUCUUCGUAGUGCUUUAGGUAGAGAGAACGAUUCGGAAAGGACAUAAUCCUUGAAGCAUUGCACAGAUUCUUGCGAUUGUGCAAUGAGAGGAAAAAGAUUGGAAAUUCACAUGCAAGACUUUGCUUCGCUGAUAUCAGUCUUUUUGAUCUGCAUAAGCCAAGUCUAUUUUUGUUGAAAGCCCUUGGCAUUUUAGUUCAAUUGUAAUCUACAUAGUAAAUGGAAUCCUACCAUUACUCUGUGUUCUCCGUGCUA